GGGGUCGCCUAUUUACAUGCUAUGAAACCAAAACCUCUUAUACAUCGUGAUUUAAAACCUCUCAAUCUACUGCUUACCAAUAAGGGACGCCAUUUGAAAAUUUGUGAUUUCGGUACAGUAGCCGAUAAAUCAACGCUCAUGACAAAUAAUAAAGGUUCAGCAGCAUGGAUGGCACCGGAAGUGUUUGAAGGUUCCAAGUAUACCGAAAAAUGUGAUAUUUUCAGUUGGGGCAUCGUAUUGUGGGAAGUGCUGUCACGACAAAAACCCUUUAAAGAUGUCGAUAAUACAUAUUCAAUUAUGUGGAAAAUACAUAAAGGCGAACGACCACCCAUUGUACCCGAAUGGCCAUUGCCCAUACAGAAUUUAAUGACUUCAUGUUGGGAAACACGACCCGACUUAAGGCCGUCAAUGCAAUUGGUUGUGGAGGUUAUGAAUGAAUUGGUGCAGGCAUUUCCUGGUGCAGAUGAGCCACUGGAAUAUGAAUUUGUAAAUCAACAGGUGGAUUUUAGUGAUUAUAGUUCAACUAGUUUUGGUACAUCGAAUACACAAGUGACAACACGCCAAACCACCGACGAUUCUGGUGGUAGUAGUAGUAGCAAUCGUUCCACAUCUAUUACACCCACUAAUCCAUUUUUACCUCCAGCUCAUAUUAAUUCUAUGCGUUGGGAUGUAAUACAAGAAGAAGAAAAUUCCGAAAGUUCAUCGAAUCAGGCCACAGGUGAUCAAUCGGAUAAACCAGUGGAAACAUUUAAUUUAACUACAUCGGAGGAAUCAAAGGCUCGUUAUGAAACCAUACGCAGUAAUAUGUUGGAUAAUGCCAAUGUAACAAUGGGCCCAUUGGGUAUUGAUGUUGAUCCGAAUGCUUGGGAACUAGAAAAUAAUGACAAUCUUGCAAGUAAUUUUGCAAAAAGUGAUGGUAAAGAACGUAUAAUGGUUACCGAAGCGAAACCGAUUAUAAAAUCUGUCGAUCAAAUCACCAAUGCCAAUAAUUUACCCAUUGAUUCGAAUGACACCGAUCUAGAUGAAGAUGAUGAAAAUGGUCAACCACUAGAGGUGCUCUUAGAUCCUGAACUACAACCGGAACAACCAAUACCAGAUAAUGCCGAAUCACAGGAAAUAUUUAAAGAACAUCGGCGACUGGCAAUGGAAUAUCUGAAAGUCAAUACGAAAUUAUACUAUGCUCAGGAUAUCAAAGAGCGGAUUCUAAUGCAAAUGGAUCCAGGCGAGAGGCAAGAGAAACAGGAACUGCUAAAGAAAAUCAAAGAGAAGCAAGAACUAUUGGAAUUGUACAACAAUCUCAAACAGCAUUGGGACACUAUGCGUUCCUCCUCCCAACCACCCGAAGAUAAUGUACCCGGUGUUUCUGAUACAAAUGCCAAUGGCGAUUUAUAUUCGGCCGUGGAGGACGAAGAGGAAAUGCAGCCGGAUGAACCACGGGAAGAUGAAUUUAUGGAAAGUAUAAUAUCGACAAAUGAUAUAUGCCGUGAUGUAUGA
Molecule: messenger RNA, 1494 nt
Organism: Musca vetustissima
Lineage: Eukaryota; Metazoa; Arthropoda; Insecta; Diptera; Muscidae
Product: mitogen-activated protein kinase kinase kinase 7-like
Exons: 6
Biological process (GO): JNK cascade; positive regulation of canonical NF-kappaB signal transduction; protein phosphorylation
Molecular function (GO): MAP kinase kinase kinase activity; ATP binding; magnesium ion binding
Source: RefSeq, a predicted model, not a curated record